UUGAAUCGUGUUGCGCACGCACAUCGCAGACGCAGUAACCGAGCGCUGACGCUCUGACGUGUGUGUGAGCGCGACGGGAGAGCGGGACUGAGAGAAGCGGCGGCGAGGACAAGAUGAGCAAAGCGCACCCGCCCGAGCUGAAGAAAUUCAUGGACAAGAAGCUGUCACUAAAACUAAACGGUGGAAGACAUGUGCAAGGAAUUCUACGUGGGUUCGAUCCCUUCAUGAAUCUUGUCGUGGAUGAAUCCUUGGAAAUGGCACAGGGUGGCCAACAGAAUACCAUUGGCAUGGUGAAGAAGAAGAGGAAGGCAAUUACUCUUGAGAUGAAACUCCAGAUAAUUGGCCAGCGUGAAGGCGGCAAGCCAAUAAUGGCCAUCGCACGUGAGUUAGGACUUUCGCAAUCGACCAUCUCGACCAUCUUAAAGGAUAAGAAGCGAAUCAGUGAUGCCGCAAAAUCGUCAGCAUCGGUUAAAUCCACGAUCAUCACAAAGAAAAGAGCUGGGCUGAUUGAAGAUAUGGAGCGAUUGCUUGCCACGUGGAUGGAAGAUCAGAUACAGAAGCACAUGCCACUUAGCCUAUUGACGAUCCAGGCUAAGGCAAGAAGUCUUUUCGAAAGGCUAAAAGAGCGCGCUGAUCCUUUGUAUACGCAAGUGUUUACAGCAAGUCCAGGAUGGUUCCAACGCUUCAAAAGGCGUCAUAAUUUUCAUAACGUGAAGGUCAGGGGUGAGGCGGCAAGUGCCAAUACUGAAGGUGCCGAAGCUUUUAAGGAAGAGCUGCAUCGGAUAAUUGUGGAUGAGGAAUAUUUGCCAGAACAAAUAUUCAAUGUCGAUGAUCCGGGCUUGUUCUGGAAGCGUAUGCUGGAUCGUACAUGCAUUGAUCAAGAGUCCAAGACAAUGCCAGGAUUCAAGGCAUGCAAAGAGCGUGUAACGCUGCUUUUGGGUGGAAAUGUUGCAGGGUUCAAAUUAAAGCCUUUACUAAUCCACCACUCGGAGAACCCUAGAGCAUUGAAGAAUGUGAGCAAGCAUAAACUUCCCGUUUAUUAUCGCCAUAACAAGAAAGCCGGGAUGACAUUAGCAUUGUUUGAAGACUGGUUUCUAAGCUGUUUUAUUCCGCAGGCAAGAGAAUAUUGUAGGCAAAACAACAUCCCAUUCAAAAUUCUUCUGAUCUUCGAUAUUGCUCCAGGCAAUCCGCAGCAUAUCAGAAACAUGCAUCCCGAUGUAAAGGUUGUGUGUUUGCCGCCAAACACAGCCGCACUCAUUCAACCAAUGGACCAGGGUGCAAUAGCUGCGUUCAAAGCCUACUAUUUACGCCAAACGUUUGCGCAGGCUGUUGAAGCGACUGAAUCUGGCCGGACACUCCAAGAGUUUUGGAAAGGUUUUAACAUUCUCAAUGCUAUCCAGAACAUCGCUGCAGCAUGGGAAGGAGUCACACAGCAAUGCAUGAACGGCGUUUGGAAAAAAGUUAUGAAGACAUAUGUGAACACAUUCAAAGGCUUUAACAAAGACUCUGCUGUUGGUAACAUAGUAAAUAACAAGAUAUUAGUGCUUGGGAAACAGCUAGAAUUGGACAUUGAUGAAGAAGAUAUUCAUGAGCUUGUUGGCACUGAGGCUGAAGACCAUUCCAAUGAGGAGCCGAUCGAACUGGAGGAAGAAAGAAGUAAAGAAGCAGAGGCAGAGGAAGAAGUUAUACCCGUGGCACCGAAAACGUUCACUACAAAGAAACUGGCGGAGGCGUUUGCCACUAUCAGCAGUGGCGUACGGAUGUUGGAAGAAAUGGACGUCAAUUACGAGAGAUUCGCAAAAACUAACAGGCAGCUACAGGAUGCUCUUGCUUGCUAUAGGGAAAUAUAUAAUGAAAAGAAGAGACAGUCAAAACUUGGUAUCUUCCUGAAGAACACUGCCUGCUAAACACUCAACACGUGUCGAUGCCCCGGUGCCUUCUCCCACUAUUCUCGAGCCUUAUCAGAAGAGAGAGAAUGUUCGGUAGGUUAGGUGUAUUAAACAUGUUUCUAUCUUUUUUUCAUCUUGCUAAAUACUGUACUGUAUCAUGUUUGCCCUUAAAACUCACCUGAUAAAUAAUAAAGCAGUUUCCUGGCAUGAC
Messenger RNA from Amblyraja radiata (thorny skate), 2100 nucleotides. It is a transcript of the gene snrpg, whose product is annotated as small nuclear ribonucleoprotein polypeptide G. Gene Ontology annotation, cellular component: U5 snRNP; U12-type spliceosomal complex; precatalytic spliceosome. Gene Ontology annotation, molecular function: RNA binding; DNA binding. The record is from RefSeq and is a predicted model, not a curated record. Lineage: Eukaryota; Metazoa; Chordata; Chondrichthyes; Rajiformes; Rajidae. Gene Ontology annotation, biological process: mRNA splicing, via spliceosome; spliceosomal snRNP assembly. The transcript is spliced from 4 exons. Bases 114 to 1907 code for a protein of 597 amino acids.